Molecule: messenger RNA, 2249 nt
Organism: Marasmius oreades (fairy-ring Marasmius)
Lineage: Eukaryota; Fungi; Basidiomycota; Agaricomycetes; Agaricales; Marasmiaceae
Exons: 10
Coding region: 627-2063 (478 amino acids)
Biological process (GO): double-strand break repair via homologous recombination; DNA replication
Cellular component (GO): chromosome; nucleus; cytoplasm
Molecular function (GO): four-way junction helicase activity; 3'-5' DNA helicase activity
Source: RefSeq, a predicted model, not a curated record
CAAACUUGACGCGUACUAAGUUUACCAACUCCCACCGCGGGAUGCCUCCCGAACUGUCAGAAAUAUCCCCUUUGACAUCGCUCAUAACCAGUAAGUGAUUAUUGUCUUUGAUUACAAUGAUAUAUUGCUCCAGUCAGGAAGCGCAAGAAAGCUCCAGGAGCAUCUUCCAGUGGCAACAAGUUGUUCCAUGAGCCCAUCUACAUUUCAGACUCUGACUCGGAUUCCAACUGCAUCGGUACUUCUAAUAUAUUGUCUUCAAAGCCGAAAAUUCGAACUUCCUCUCAUACGAAUUCAAAACCGUGGAGAAUCCUCACCUCGGAACAAAUUGAUUCGCCAUCCAAUUACCAAACGUCUUCUCAGAUUGUUGGCCGCCCCAAAGAUUUGGUUGCUUUCAAUCAUCGCGAGAUGGCAAGAAUUAACACUAUGAUCGCUGAAUGUUACGAAAGCAAACUUGACGUCCAGAAUGCCGAUGCAAACUGCUUGGGCCAGAUGAUGUGAGCUGAGCCCAAGCCAAGCCCUCUUCCAUUCCUGAGUUGACGUAUGAAAACCAUUCCACACCAAGGGCCUUUGUAACUGCUCAAGCUGAUACUCGCAAGAAGCAGUUGCAGCUGAACAAAAUUCCUAUCAUGGUUGUAACGUCAGACAGGCGACCGCCGGUUCUAGACAAGAUUGCCAACAAUUUUCGCCUGGGCGGUUGGACGGCUUAUAACCAGUUCCCGGUUCCCGAAAGCUUACGGCUCUGCGUCUCCCGAAGGACAAUUACGAUUGCUCGAGACAUCGUCAAGUUUAUCCAUAGUGCGCAUCAUGGAGAACAUGGCUUGGUUUUUUGUCAGCGUAGAAAAAUUGGGGACAUGAUUUUGACGCAGUUGGGAAACAGCGCCAGAUACGUUCACACCGAUUCGAAUCGUGAGGAUACGGAGAAAGCCCUUCUGGAAUGGCACUCGGGGAAGAUCAAGGUUCUUAUUUUGACGAAUGAAUUGGGACUUUCAACUAUCUAUAAGGCAGAGACUCGCUUUUUGAUUCAUGGUGAACCGCCGGAGGAUCUGGAAACAUAUUAUCAUCACGCAUGUCUGGCAGGGGGCGAUGGGAAACCGGCUGACGCGAUCCUUUACUACAGUUGCUCCGAUUUGAAAGAUCAUUCCUCUGGAAGGAUCGCUACCGCUAGACACCGUCAACACGUUCUACAGUCAUACUGCAGGAACAAGUCACACUGUCGCCGCGUUGGGUUACUUCAAGCUGUGGGCAAACUUGAAGCAUACACGAAGAAAUGCAAUCUUUGUGAUGCAUGCGACCAAGGAUACAAAUUCGUUGAACGCGAUUUAACGAAAGAAGCACGCAAGGCCGCCGAGUUGAUUCGGGAGCUAGAUUCAAAGGACAAGACCCUGCGGUAUUGCCAGGAAGUAUUUGCUGGAAAAUGCACAGCACAAGUGCGCAAAAACGGAGUCCACGAGUCGGUUCACUUCGGUGCAGGGUCGCAUUUGCCGUUUGAUUGCAUCGAGCAGCUUUUUGAAGAAUUGUACUUGAUGGAUAUUUGGAAGCAUUUCCAGGACGUCGAUGACUGGGAUAACUUGAUAGUCAAGCCCGGUAGUGCUGUUUUGCGAACCCAAGACAAAUCUUUCCGGCUUACCAUGAAAGUUCGCGAUAAUCCCCAACUAUCACGGCGAGGAACCCCACCAUCGACACUCCCACUGUACCGUGAUGACUCCGAUUCCGCAGAAUCUUCCUUCACGGAAGAGGGGGCAUUACUUGACAAGGAGGCAGCGGGCGAUGGGAAGGAUUGUCCUAUGGAGGUAUUUUCCGCAAUGAAGGCGUUAAGGCUGCAGCUUCAAAUUGAAUUGGGUUUAGCUGGACCAGAGGAGGUUCUGGACGACCAGACGCUGCAGUACCUCAGUGUUGCCCGUCCUCUAGAUUUUCGCGAGUUCAAGCGGAUCGUCAAGGAAUGUUCUUCCCUUUCAAUGCCCGAAAAGCAGGACAAGUACGCCGAGGAAAAAUGGAAUCGGUUUGGUCAACGCUUUUUGAACGUUUGCAUAGUCGCUCGGCCCCCUAGUCAUGCAAGUGAGUGAUGGAAUAACCGGUGUCUUAUGGAUAUAAGUAGAGAAAAGAGAAAAGAGGAGCAUUAGGACAUCUCGAAAUUGAAGUUUGAGCGGUGACGUCCUUCUUUUCGAGUUUUGUUUUGUAUGAGUACAUGAAUGCAGAGAGCCGGGUCUGGGUAUCGUCCACCUACUAAGUAGUCCAGAACGCUUUUGAAU